Molecule: messenger RNA, 1741 nt
Organism: Mucor mucedo
Lineage: Eukaryota; Fungi; Mucoromycota; Mucoromycetes; Mucorales; Mucoraceae
Product: WD40-repeat-containing domain protein
Exons: 6
Coding region: 31-1548 (505 amino acids)
Biological process (GO): DNA repair; mRNA splicing, via spliceosome; protein ubiquitination
Cellular component (GO): U2-type catalytic step 1 spliceosome; Prp19 complex; cytoplasm
Molecular function (GO): ubiquitin protein ligase activity; protein binding
Source: RefSeq, a predicted model, not a curated record
CUUUUUACUCUAUAUUUAACAUACAAUAAAAUGUUUUGUGCUAUUUCUGGAGAGGCACCUGAACAACCUGUCGUUUCUGUUAAGUCUGGAAAUGUUUUCGAAAAGAGAUUGAUCGAAAAGUACAUUGCUGAUAAUGGUAAAGAUCCCAUCAACAACGAGGAAAUGACAGUCGAGGAUUUAAUUGACAUCAAGACAACUCCAGAGACUGUAAAGCCUCGUCCACCCAAGUUGUCAUCUGUUCCUUCUCUUUUGUCUUCUCUUCAAAAUGAAUGGGACAGUGUCAUGCUCGAAUCUUUUACUCUUAAGCAACAAUACCAACAAGUUCGUCAAGAACUUUCUCAUGCUUUGUAUCAAAACGAUGCCGCCACAAGAGUUAUUGCUCGUAUGAAGAAGGAGCGCGAUUCUGCCAGAGAAGCUCUUGCUAAUGUUCAAGCACAUUUGGGUACCGCUUCUUCUGCCCCUACCCAAGCUACUGCUACCGAAGAAUCUAUGGAAGUUGAUGCCAGUGCUUUACCUGAGGAAGUCGAUUCAAAAAUUGCUAAUACCGGUGAAGAACUUCGUCAAAAUCGUCGUAAUAAGAAGAAGCCACCAGUCGAGUUCGCUUCUGUUGAAUCCGUCAAAGAAUACACAGAAAUCAAAAACAUUCCUUCUCUUCAUUCAGCACGCCCUGCUGGUAUCACAGCUUUAGAUGUUAACGAAUCUGGCAGCAUUAUUUUGACAGGUGGCAAUGAUAAACACGUUCUUGUUUAUAACAAGGAUGAGGAUAAGGUCAUUGCUAACCUUACCGGCCACACCAAGAAGGUUACUGCAGUGAAGUUUAGAGGUCAACAAGAACAAGAUGAUAUUCUUCUUAGUGCAAGUGCCGAUAAGCAUGUUCGUGUUUGGGUUGCAGAUGAAAAGAAGGGUUAUAAGCUUGGUCAUAAUAUCACUGCUCAUAAGGCUGAUGUUACAGACAUUUCUGUUCACCCUAGUAAGGAUUAUUUCGUCAGUGCUGGUUUGGAUAGCAAAUGGUCUUUAUAUGACUUUGAUACUGCUAAGCCCAUUGUCGAAGCUUUUGAUACUGAAGUUGAAGCUGGUUUCCAUUCCAUUGAAUUCCAUCCUGAUGGUAUGAUUCUUGGUGCUGGUACAGGUAAUGGUGUCCUCCAAAUGUGGGAUGUCAGAUCACAACAAAUUGCUGCCAGAUUCGAAGGUCAUGCUGGUAAGGUUGGUGCUCUUGCAUUCUCUGAAAAUGGUUAUAUCCUUGCUUCUGCUUCUGAAGACAAUUUGGUCAAAAUCUGGGAUCUCCGUAAGUUGGCCAAUACAAAGACUUUCACACUGGAUGAAGAUUACAAGGUCAACACUCUUUCUUUUGAUAACUAUGGCCAAUACCUUGCUAUUGGUGGUACUGACCUCCGCGUUCUUAAGGCCAAAGAUGGCUCUGUUGUUGCUACUUAUAACGAUAAUAACAAGUCUGAAAUCACAGGUGUCCAUUGGUCUCCUCUUGCUCACGGUUUAAUGUGUUCUAGUUUAGAUCGUUCUGUCCGUGUUUAUGGUGCACCAUCAAACUAAUUUUAACAAACAUUUUCAUCCCCUUUCUCUCCGUAUCCCUUCUCACCAUCUCAUUCUUUUGCUUUCUCCUCUGUUACAUCACUCAAUCCAAGCGAAAAAGGAAAAGAAUUAAAAUAAUGUUCAUACAUGCUAAAUAAAUAUUUAAUAAAAAAAAAGGUUUUUUUUUUUUUAUUUUAUUUCUCAUUAUGCAGCA